Messenger RNA from Triticum dicoccoides, 1508 nucleotides. RefSeq names its product ethylene-responsive transcription factor 2-like. The transcript has a single exon. Gene Ontology annotation, biological process: ethylene-activated signaling pathway; regulation of DNA-templated transcription. The coding region runs from base 112 to 984 and encodes 290 amino acids. NCBI's taxonomy places the organism in Eukaryota, Viridiplantae, Streptophyta, Magnoliopsida, Poales, Poaceae. Gene Ontology annotation, molecular function: DNA binding; DNA-binding transcription factor activity. The record is from RefSeq and is a predicted model, not a curated record.
AGCCCGAUCACACCAUUCGACUCCACACCCUCGGUUCACACACAGUGAUCAGCUCAGCUACAGCCUACAGAGCACAGACCCAACCCCGGGAGACAACAGAGCACGGCGAGGAUGCUGCUGAACCCGGCCUCGGAGGCGAUGGUGCUGGACAGCAUCAGGCAGCACCUCAUGGAGGACACGGCGGCUCCGGCGCCGGAGGCGAGGAGGCAGAGGCCGGCCUACUGCCGCAGCGCCAGCUUCGGGAGCCUGGUGGCCGACCAGUGGAGCGAGUCGCUCCCGUUCCGCGCGGACGACUCCGACGACAUGGUCGUCUACGGCGCGCUCCGCGACGCCUUCUCCUGCGGCUGGCUCCCCGACGGCUCCUUCGCCGCCGUCAAGCCGGAGCCCCUCCUGCCUUCCCCGGACUCCUGCUAUGUCGGCUUCCUCGAGCCGGAGACGCCUCCGGCCACGUCCCCGGGCGGGAGCGAGGAGGAGGCCGCCGCGGCGUUCAUGGGCGAGGAGGCGGCCGCGGCCGUGGCGAGGGGGAAGCACUACCGCGGGGUGAGGCAGCGGCCGUGGGGCAAGUUCGCGGCGGAGAUCCGGGACCCGGCCAAGAACGGCGCCCGCGUGUGGCUCGGCACCUACGACACCGCCGAGGACGCCGCCGUGGCCUACGACCGCGCCGCGUACCGCAUGCGCGGCUCCCGCGCGCUCCUCAACUUCCCGCUCCGCAUCGGCUCCGAGAUCGCCGCCGCGCACGCCGCGGCCGCGGCCGCCGGCGACAAGCGGCCGUCGCCCGAGCCCGCGACAUCGGACUCGUCAUCCUCCUCGUCCUCCUCCGGGUCCCCGAAAAGGAGGAAGAGAGGCGAGGCCGCGGCCGCGUCCAUGGCCAUGGCGCUGGUGCCGCCGUCCUCGCAGUUGAGCCGGCCGGCCCACGCGUGGUACCCCGCCGUGCCGGCGGAGCAGGUGGCCAUGGCGCCGUGCGUGCAGCAGCUGGUCAGCUAGGCCCCGCUCUCCAGCCCCCGGGCGCACGAUCGUGAAAGACAAUGCGCAAGUGCAGUGGAUUCGCCAGCAAGUGCAUGGACGCGACAGCAACAGGAGCCCGCCUUUCACUGUUGCACGGUGCAAGGUGGUGAUGGCAAUGGAGUGCGAUACCUAUCGAGCGAGCAGGCAAAGCAACCUUGGCGACGGCUCCAUUUGGAUAGAUAUUUGGAUAUUUGAUGGCAAUGGAAGAUAAGCUCUCGGAGCAACUGGGCGCUGCAAUUUGGUCUGGAACGAUAGUUCCUCCUCUGGCUGCUCGGUGCAACUCGCCCAAGUGGGUCAAAGCGAAACUGUGCUAGUAUCGGGUUGUCGUGGUUCCUUCUGAGUCGUAGGGUUAUAUUUGAGUGCGUGUGGUCAAAAUUACACCCUUGUGAGUGAUCGAGCAUAAUGGAAGUUGUGAAACUUUACAAGCAUCUGUGGAGAGAAUUCCAGGGAAUGAAUUCUCACCCCAUUUGUUCUUUGAUCAAUGUAUUUUCCCAUUGGCGUCA